Colletotrichum aenigma is the source of this 2025-nucleotide messenger RNA. Its product is annotated as Heat shock 70 kDa protein. The transcript is spliced from 3 exons. Lineage: Eukaryota; Fungi; Ascomycota; Sordariomycetes; Glomerellales; Glomerellaceae. Gene Ontology annotation, molecular function: ATP-dependent protein folding chaperone; misfolded protein binding; heat shock protein binding. Gene Ontology annotation, biological process: protein refolding; cellular response to unfolded protein. The coding region runs from base 1 to 2025 and encodes 674 amino acids. The record is from RefSeq and is a predicted model, not a curated record. Gene Ontology annotation, cellular component: cytoplasm; mitochondrion.
AUGAUGUCUUCACGCUUCUCCAGAGCUCUUCCCAGAGCGACCGGCUCAGUAGCCCGCUCGGCAGGCUUUGCUCGCCAGCCCUUUGCCUCCAAGUUUGCUCGCUAUGAGUCUACCGCUUCUGAGGGCAAGGUCCAGGGCUCCGUCAUCGGUAUCGAUCUCGGUACCACCAACUCUGCCGUCGCCAUUAUGGAGGGCAAGGUCCCCAAGAUCAUCGAGAACUCUGAGGGUGCCCGCACAACGCCAUCCGUCGUUGCCUUCGCCCAGGACGGCGAGCGUCUCGUCGGUGUCGCCGCCAAGCGCCAGGCCGUCGUCAACCCCGAAAACACCCUCUUCGCCACCAAGCGUCUUAUCGGUCGCAAGUUCACCGAUGCUGAGGUCCAGAGAGAUAUCAAGGAGGUCCCUUACAAGAUCGUCCAGCACACCAACGGUGACGCCUGGGUUCAGGCCCGCGACCAGAAGUACUCUCCAUCUCAGAUUGGUGGCUUCGUUCUCAACAAGAUGAAGGAGACCGCUGAGGCCUACCUGUCGAAGCCCGUCAAGAACGCCGUUGUCACCGUCCCUGCCUAUUUCAACGACUCUCAGCGUCAGGCUACCAAGGAUGCCGGUCAGAUUGCUGGUCUGAACGUUCUCCGCGUCGUCAACGAGCCCACUGCUGCCGCUCUGGCCUACGGUUUGGAGAAGGAGGAUGAUCGCGUCGUCGCUGUCUACGACCUUGGCGGUGGUACCUUCGAUAUCUCGGUUCUUGAGAUCCAGAACGGUGUCUUCGAGGUCAAGUCCACCAACGGUGACACCCACUUGGGCGGUGAGGACUUUGACAUCCACCUUGUCCGCCACCUUGUUCAGCAGUUCAAGAAGGACUCCAACAUUGACCUGUCCGGCGACCGCAUGGCCAUCCAGAGAAUCCGUGAGGCUGCUGAGAAGGCCAAGAUCGAGCUGUCUUCGUCUCUCUCCACCGAUAUCAACCUGCCCUUCAUUACUGCCGAUGCCUCCGGCCCUAAGCACAUCAACCAGAAGCUCACCCGUGCCCAGCUCGAGAAGAUGGUUGACCCCCUCAUUACCCGUACCAUUGACCCCGUUCGCAAGGCUUUGAAGGACGCCAACCUCCAGGCCAAGGACAUUCAGGAGGUUAUCCUCGUCGGUGGUAUGACCCGUAUGCCCAAGGUCUCCGAGUCCGUCAAGAGCAUUUUCGGUCGCGACCCCGCCAAGUCUGUCAACCCUGACGAGGCUGUCGCCAUUGGUGCUGCUAUCCAGGGUGCCGUUCUGUCUGGUGAGGUCAAGGACCUUCUUUUGCUCGACGUCACUCCUCUCUCCCUCGGUAUCGAGACCCUUGGUGGUGUCUUCACUCGCCUCAUCAACCGUAACACCACCAUCCCCACCAAGAAGUCCCAGACUUUCUCCACUGCUGCCGACUUCCAGACUGCUGUCGAGAUCAAGGUCUACCAGGGUGAGCGUGAGCUUGUCCGUGACAACAAGCUUCUUGGCAACUUCCAGCUCGUGGGCAUCCCUCCUGCCCACCGUGGUGUUCCCCAAAUCGAGGUUACCUUUGACAUUGACGCCGACUCCAUCGUCCACGUCCACGCCAAGGACAAGUCCACUAACAAGGACCAGUCCAUCACCAUCGCUUCUGGCUCUGGCCUGUCCGACUCUGAGAUUCAGCAGAUGGUUGAGGAUUCUGAGAAGUACGCCGAGGCCGAUAAGGAGCGCAAGGGUUCCAUCGAGGCUGCCAACCGCGCUGACAGCGUCCUGAACGACACGGAGCGUGCCCUCAACGAGUACGCUGACAAGUUGGACAAGGCAGAGGCCGACGGCAUCCGUGAGAAGAUUGCCUCUCUCCGCGAGUUCGUCUCCAAGAGCUUGGCUGGUGAGGGCACUGCCACCGCCACCGAGAUUAAGGAGAAGACCGACGAGCUCCAGGUUGCCAGCUUGAACCUCUUCGACAAGAUGCAUAAGGCUCGUGCCGAGUCUGGCGAGCAACCCGCCCAGGACGCCAACGCCUCCGAGAACAAGGACGAGAAGAAGCCUUAA